This is a messenger RNA of Pimephales promelas (fathead minnow), 5035 nucleotides long. NCBI's taxonomy places the organism in Eukaryota, Metazoa, Chordata, Actinopteri, Cypriniformes, Leuciscidae. The record is from RefSeq and is a predicted model, not a curated record.
UUACGUGGGGGAUGUCGAGAUAAACGUGGAGGUGAAGAGGUAUUUCUGCAAGGCUGGUGUGAAGGGAAUACAGCUUCAUGGAAUGAUGCGUGUGAUUUUGGAGCCAUUGAUCGGUGACGUCCCAAUCGUGGGUGCUGUGACCAUGUUCUUCAUCCAAAGACCCAAACUGACCAUUAACUGGACCGGUUUGACCAACCUGCUGGACAUCCCAGGGGUCAAUAUGAUGUCAGACACUAUGAUCAUGGACGCGAUUGCCUCGUUCCUGGUUUUGCCCAAUCGUCUCACUGUUCCUCUGGUGGCAGAUCUGCAUGUGGCUCAGUUGAGGAGCCCUCUGCCUAGGGGAGUUGUGCGUAUUCACCUGGUGGAGGCCGAAAGUCUGGCUGCGAAGGACACCAUUGUGUCUGGUGUGUCUGACCCGUACGCCCUGCUCAGAGUCGGGCCGCAAACCUUCAAAUCCCAGCAUCUGGACAAUACACUCAAUCCCAAAUGGGGUGAAAUGUAUGAGGUCAUCGUUCAUGAGGUGCCUGGUCAGGAGCUAGAGGUGGAAGUGUUUGAUAAAGAUCCUGAUCAAGAUGAUUUCCUGGGCAGGACAAAAUUAGACUUGGGGAUUGUGAAGAAAUCUAAAAUAGUUGAUGAGUGGUUCACUUUGAAGGACACCCCUACAGGGCGGGUUCACCUCAGACUGGAGUGGCUGACACUAGAAGCCGACACAGGAAGACUGACAGAGGUUUUGAAGAGAAAUGAAAGUGUGGUGAGUAAAACAGCAAAGCCACCCUCAGCAGCCAUCAUGGCAUUGUAUUUGGACAAGGCUGAGGCACUUCCUAUGAAAAAAGGUAAUAAGGAUCCCAACCCAAUUGCUCAAAUCUCAGUGCAGGAUGUUACUCGUGACAGCCGGAUUUGCUGGAAUACCGUGAACCCUCAAUGGGAGGACGCGUUCACUUUUUUCAUCAGAGACCCAAGCAAAGAGAACAUUAGUGUACAGGUGAAGGAUAAUGACCGUGUACAGGUUUUGGGAAGUCUGUCCAUUCCUGUUUCCCAUCUUCUCUCGAGUCCAGAUCUGACUUUAGAUCAGUGGUUUAAUCUUGAGAAUUCUGGCUCAGAGAGCCGCAUCCACAUCAACACAGUUCUCAGGGUUCUCUGUUUGGAUGAAUCUGCAGUAACUUCCUCCCUCCUCUCCAGUGGCCCUCUUUCGAAGAGCUCUGCCUCGCGUCCACAGAAGACGACGCCCCAUUCCAGCUUCGCUUCUGAGGGGCUGCUGCGGAUCCACCUCGUUGAGGCUCAAAAUCUGGUUGCGAAGGACAACCUGAUGGGUGGGAUGGUGAAGGGGAAGAGCGAUCCGUAUGUCAAGAUACAAAUUGGAGGUGAAACCUUUAAAAGUCAAGUGAUCAAGGAGAAUCUCAACCCCACCUGGAAUGAGAUGUAUGAGGUUGUUUUGACACAGCUUCCUGGUCAGGAUUUGACAUUGGAAGUUUUUGAUAAGGACAUGGACAUGAAAGAUGACUUUAUGGGCAGGCUGAAGAUGAAUCUGAGUGACAUAAUCAGCUCCCAAUACAUUAAUGAGUGGUUUUCUCUGAGCGAUGUGAAACGUGGCCGUGUUCAUCUCGCUCUGGAAUGGCUUCCCACUGUAACACAACCAGAGAAACUCCAGCAGGUGUUGCUGUACCAAUCAAAGACCUCAUACACCAAUAAGACAGUGCCGUCUGCCGCUCUUCUGUUUGUGUAUGUGGAGCGCGCACAUGAGCUUCCUUUGAAGAAGAGUGGAAAGGAACCUAAAGUUGGAGUGGAGCUGAUUUUGAGAGGAACUUCUCAUAGAACCACGGUCUGUGACCGCAACAGCUCUCCCCAAUGGGAUGAAGCGUUUCACUUCCUGGUUCGAAACCCUUUUAAUGAAGACCUUGUUGUUAAGUUAUCCCACAAUUGGGAUUUCUCUCUGGGAUCUGUGGUGAUUCCCAUUAAAGAGCUUCUCUCUGAACCAGAUCUGCUGUUGGACCAGUGGCUCAAUCUGGAUGGAGCGUCACCUCAGAGUCAGAUUCUGCUCAGAGCUCAACUGAAGAUUCUUUGCCCUAAAGCGACGGAGAGCUCUGAAGACCAGCAUGAGAAUCUGAGCUCUGAAGCAUCCAGCAUUAGAAGAAAACAGGAGGAGGAAUUAGUGCAAAAGUCUAGUAUUGAAGAGGUCCCACCGUCUCCUGUCAGCAGGACUUCCUCUGUGUCAGUCCCAGAAGAGGAGGAAUUCCCAGAGGUCACGGAAGUGUCCAGCUCAGAUGACCUUCGACCCCUACACACCAGCCCUGAUCCCUGCUUUGGUACCGAGGGCGUGCUCCGCCUCCACCUGCUGGAGGCUCAAGAUCUGGUUGCGAAGGACAAAAUGGGUGGGAUGAUGAAGGGGAAGAGCGACCCGUAUGUCAAGAUCCAUAUCGGAGACACGACCUUUAAGAGUCAUGUGAUCAAGGAGAAUCUCAAUCCCACCUGGAAUGAGAUGUAUGAGCUGGUUCUGGCCUCCAGCUCGACUUCUGAUGUCCUUGUGGAGGUUUUUGACAAGGACAUGGACAAAGAUGACUUUUUGGGGAGGCUGAAGAUCAGCUUGAAGGAGAUCAUUCAGUCCCAGUUGACUGAUGAAUGGUUUUCUCUGAGUGAUGUCAAACAUGGCCGUGUUCAUAUGAUUCUGGAGUGGCUGCCCACAGUAACACAACCUGACCGACUGCAAAAGGCUCUGCAGUUACAGUCAGAACAUUCGUUCCAGAACAAAUCCAUGCCGUCGGCAGCUCUGUUCUACGUCCUCUUGGAGAGAGCUCAUGACCUGCCGCUGAAGAAGAGUGGAAAGGAACCUAAAGCUGCUGCAGAGCUGAUUUUCGGUGACAUUUCUCGUAAAACCAAGGUGUGUGACCGCACCACAUCUCCUCAGUGGAGUGAAGAUUUUCACUUUCUGGUCCACAACCCAAGAGAGGAGACUCUUAUUAUAAAGCUUUCAAGUGCCUUUGAGCAGCCCUUGGGCUGUGUGGUUCUACCAAUCAGAGAGUUGCUUUCAAAACCAGAUCUACUGAUGGACCAAUGGUUGAGUUUGGAUGGAGCCGGUCCUGACAGUCAAAUUCUGCUGAGAGCACAACUUAAGAUUUUGGACUCGAGAAUGGAUUCAAGUGUCCUUCAUCGUAAAAAGCCUGUUGUUGAAGAACAGCAUUCAGUGGGUGAACAGCAUGUAGAAAAAGCACCAGUCGCUGCUGAACAUUCACAAGCUGCAGUCAGUAAGGAGUCUGAGAGGAAGAAGCUGCCAGCAAAAGGGAUCAGUAACCUAGCAGCCUUUACUCUACCGGUACCUACACCACGGCCUGAAGAACCUCAGAAACAAACAGCCGCCCGUGUCAUGGAUGAGCAUCACACGCCGUCUGCACCCAAAACACAACUAACGGAGGUUAAGGAUCUCACCAAACUUCCUGAUUCCACUUCUAAUGUGGCUGGAUACAUGGAACCAGUAAAAACAUUUGGAUCAUCCCAUGAAGAACAACGUGUGGAUAAACCAGUAGAACAGUCUCACAAGAAGGUUUCUCCCAGUGUUUCUGCUGGAGAGUCUAAAGUCUCUAGUUCAACAGACGUACGACCCCAGAAGACUAGCCAUGACCCCAGCUUUGGCACCAAGGGGGUGCUGCGUAUCCAUCUUUUGGAGGCUCAAGAUCUGGUUGCGAAGGACAACAUGAUGGGUGGGAUGGUGAAGGGGAAGAGCGACCCGUAUGUCAAGAUUCAUAUCGGAGAAACAACCUUUAAGAGUCAUGUGAUCAAGGAGAAUCUCAAUCCCACCUGGAAUGAGAUGUAUGAGAUGAUUCUGAGUCCUGAUCAUAAUCUAGAGGUGAAGUUUGAGGUCUAUGACAAGGAUGUUGACUCUGAUGAUUUCCUUGGAAGGUUCAAGCUCAAACUUGGAGGCAUCAUCAGAUCCCAGUACAAUGAUGAAUGGUUUACUUUGAAUGAAAUAAAACAUGGUCGAGUCCAUUUGGUUCUGGAAUGGCUGCCCACCACAACACAGCGGGAUAGAUUGGAACAAGUAAUGCAGAUGCAAAGCACUCAGUCCUACCAGAACAAAUCUGUGCCAUCAGCAGCGAUGCUGUUUAUUCUUUUAGAGAGAGCUCAUGAACUGCCUUUGAAGAAAAGCGGAAAGGAACCCAAAGCUGCCGCUGAACUUGUACUUGGAGGAACAUCGUACAAAACCAAGGUGUGUGAUCGUUCAACCUCUCCUCACUGGAAUGAAGCUUUCGACUUUCUGGUUCAUGAUCCCAAAAAGGACAUACUUGUCAUUAAGGUGAGGGUAUUGUAGUCAGAAAUGCAAUUAACUCUUUCCUCGACAGCAUUUAAAAAAAAAAGUUGCCAGUCAUCACUGCCAUUUUUGAUCAAACAAACAAAAAACAUUUUAUUCUAGCUUCAUUCAUUCUUUUUUUUAUCAACACGUAAAUGUGCUCAAGUGUAAUAAAAAAGCAACCUUUUGAACAAAAAGCUGAGAAAAUCAUGCAUGUCUGGAAAGCAGAUGGAGUAGAUCAACACCCCCAACUCUUCACAGUCCUAAAGUUCAUUCUGGGUAUACUUUUCAGUAAUUAAUAUUAAGCAGUUUAGAUUUAUAUGCUGUUUAAUGUUGAUGAUUGCGUUAUUUUACAUAAGCAUCUGCUGACAUACGCUAUCGCUUGUUUCUGCUUAUUUUUCACCUGUGUUUUGAUGAGGAGAUUAGGUACUGUUUUAGAAGAUGCAUAAGCAUAAUAGUGCCCCCUACCGUAUAUCAGUCAAAACAUAGAUUGGCGAAAAUAUGCAUAGAAUGUGUCCUAACCCCCUCAGACCUAAAUUUUGUUUCAAGUUUCUGAAAAUUAUAAAAGUACAUUUUCCCAGCUCAUGAGGUUUCUAUAAAUGAAAACAAACGAAAAAAAAAAAAAAAUUAUAUAAUUGCUUUCAUUGUGAUUUUUUUUUUUCUCCAUUCCAAUGGACAUCAGGUCAAAACAGGUGUACUUUCCAAAACUGUACCAACAUGAAAUAAAUUAAUAAACAUAAAAUUUGUUGGUCUAUA